Dryobates pubescens (Downy woodpecker) is the source of this 1398-nucleotide messenger RNA. It is a transcript of the gene ACOT8, whose product is annotated as acyl-CoA thioesterase 8. The transcript is spliced from 6 exons. Gene Ontology annotation, cellular component: peroxisomal matrix. The coding region runs from base 39 to 965 and encodes 308 amino acids. Lineage: Eukaryota; Metazoa; Chordata; Aves; Piciformes; Picidae. The record is from RefSeq and is a predicted model, not a curated record. Gene Ontology annotation, biological process: acyl-CoA metabolic process; fatty acid catabolic process. Gene Ontology annotation, molecular function: fatty acyl-CoA hydrolase activity.
GCAGUUGUGUCUGGCACCUGUGCCCGGUCGCUGUGGCAAUGUCGGGACUCAAGCGGCCGCUGUCCGGGGACCUGCGGAGCGUGCUGAUCACCAGCGUGCUGAACCUGGAGCGGCUGGAUGUCGAUCUCUUUAGGGGCCGGCACCACUGGGUACCCGCCACGCAGCGCUUGUUCGGCGGGCAGAUCGCGGGGCAGGCGCUGGUGGCGGCCGCCCGCACCGUGAGACCCGAGGAGCAGGUCCACUCGCUGCACUGCUACUUUGUGCGGGCAGGGGACCCUGAGGUGCCGGUGCUGUACCAGGUGGAACGGACCCGUACAGGAAGGAGCUUCUCUGUUCGUUCCAUAAAUGCCAUCCAGCAUGGGAAGGCAAUCUUCACCUGCCAGGCCUCCUUCCAGCUCCCCGAGGAGAGCCCAGUGCAGCACCAGUUCACCAUGCCUUCUGUGCCACCCCCUGAGGAUCUGCUGACGCAAGAGGAGCUCAUCAAAAAGUUCCUGGAGGAUCCUAAACUGGCAGAGAAAUACAGGAAACACCUCCACAAGAUCCAAGCAGAGGAUGUGCCAAUCGAGAUCAAACCCAUCAACCCACCAGAUAAAUUCUGCCUGGAGGCACAGGAGCCGAAGCAGCUCCUCUGGGUGCGAGCACGAGGGCACAUAGGAGAGACCGAUAUGAAGGUGCACUGCUGCGUGGCUGCUUACAUCUCCGACUACGCCUUCCUGGGCACCGCGCUGCUCCCGCACCGGCAGUACCGCACCAAGUUCAUGGUGUCCCUUGACCAUUCCAUGUGGUUCCAUUCACCCUUCCAAUCAGACCACUGGAUGCUGUAUGAGUGUGAGAGCCCCUGGGCUGGUGGGGCCCGGGCACUGGUGCAGGGACGGCUGUGGCGCAGGGAUGGGGUCCUGGCUGUCACCUGUGUGCAGGAGGGAGUCAUCAGGGUGGAGCCAAGGCAAAUGAAGAGCAAUCUCUAGCUGAGGAAUCUCUGAGCUGCGGCCUGGGCACACCAAGGGAGCGACCUCAGCACCCAAGCAGGUGUGGACGAGGCAGGAGUGCUGGUGGCAGAGGCAUCUGCUGUGACAAACUGCCAGCUGCACAACAUGUAACUGCACACUACCAUCAGCCACCCUUCUCCUGCCUUAAAUAAAGCCAUCAAAUCACCAGCCAGGCCCUGUGCCCUGGAAUUUGUCCCCUGACAGCACUCACCUGAGAGCAGGUGCAGCCAGCAGCACCAGGGCUGGCUCUGCCCCCGCAGCAGGGAAAGUGCCACUGUGUCACAUGUGGCUUCCCCUUCUCACUUCUGCUGCCCUCUUCCUGCCCUGGCACUUGGAUCAGUCACUGCUUCUGCUUGUCCUCAGCCUCCUGCUGCAGGACAGGCUCCAAGAGCUUUGGUAAAAUGGAUGAGGC